AUGGACACAUACAGUUGUUCUGAUUAUUCUGAUUCUGAUUGUUCUGUAUUUCCCGUGAAUGUUGGUGUACCAGCAUGUCCAGCAGAGGGCGAAAUUACACAACAAACAGCACAACGUGACAGGGAGAAACCUCCAGUGAGGUACACAGAGAUGUCUCAGAAGAAGAUAUUCCUGGUCUUUGUGGCAAUCAGCACAGUCAGCUUCCUGCUCCACCAUGGGGGCAGCUGGACGAUGGAGGCCUUCCACCUGGGCUGUCCCGCCCUGUGCUCCCACUCCUCCUCCUCCUCGGGCCUCAAACCCAAACACACCAACAUCCUGUUCCUGAAGACCCACAAGACGGCCAGCAGCACCAUGCAGAACCUGCUGUUUCGCUUCGCCGAGCGCAACAAGCUCACCGUGGGCCUGCCCAUUUUGGCGUGCGGCCACCAGUUCUGCUACCCACGCGCCUUCAGCGACCAAUUUGUCCACCUGCGCAACCUCACGCCUAACAUCAUCACCAAUCACAUGCGCUUCAACCGGGCCGAGUUACGACGCCUGAUGCCCAACAACACCGUCUACGUGACCAUACUGAGGGAGCCCAGCUCCAUGUUCGAGUCCCUGUUCAGCUACUUCAACCAGCACUGUCAGAGCUUCAAACGGGUUCCCAACGGCUCUCUAGAGGCUUUCCUGGAGGAUCCGUGGAGGUACUACCGCCCCGAUGAGAAAUACUCCAUGUACGCCCGGAACACCCUGACCUUUGACCUUGGCGGGGACAAGGACCGUCCAUCGACGGACGAGGUGUACGCCCGGGCGUUCGUGGCGGAGGUGGAGCGCGUCUUCUCGCUGGUGAUGAUCGCCGAGCACUUUGAGGAGUCGCUGGUCCUCCUCCGCCACCUGCUGUCCUGGGACCUGGAGGACGUGCUCUACCUCAACCACAACAUGCGCACGUCGGCCUCCAAGGACAACGUCACCAACGGCCUCCCCACCAAAAUCCGCGCCUGGAACCACCUGGACGCGCGCCUCUACGACCACUUCAACGCCUCGCUGUGGCGGCAGCUGGCGGUGCUGGGGCCGGCGUGCGUGGCGAGGGAGGUGCGGCUCUUGCGGCGGGCGCAGGAGCGGGUGAUCCGGAGCUGCUUUGGGGGCGGGCUCCCGCAGCAACGCACCGCCGUCCAGAUCAAAAACAAAGACCUGCGUCCGUGGAAACCCAGCUCCAAGGUGGACAUCGUGGGCUACGACCUCCCCGUGAACGUUAGCCGGGGCGGCAGCGGCGGCGGGGGUGGCGAGGCGGCUAGCGAGCUGUGUCUCAGGCUCAUCAUGCCCGAGGUGCAGUACACGCGUGUGUUGCAACGCUCUCAGGUGCUGCGGUGACUUUUGACCUUCUUUUGAUCGUCGCUCUUCUGAAUGGUGUGUUUUUUAACCUUGGUUUUCUCUGUGGCUUGUAACUGUAUAGGGAAUUAAAGUUAAGUCUGUGUUAACCAACAAUUUGUGGAUCCUGUUGUGCAUUUCAAUCUUCAACACAAACAGACGAAUGAAAGCCUACUGUAAACACACACAAACAAGUGAGCGAGGAGUUAAUUCUCAAAGUUGAUGUGUUGGAAGCAAAACUAUUGCAGGUAAAUCGGUUUCCCUUGUGUUCUCAAUAACCAACUGAAACUUGUUAAUGAUUCACUCAGGCCUCCUGAUGAAAAGAUAAUUGAAUUUAACGACUGUAUGACUUGAAAAUAGCUUUUCGCUUUAUGGUUUUUUUUAUGGAUAGUAGUGGAGGUGUUUAUGAGAUGUUGAGAGUUUGCCAACAUUUGUUACCCAACAAGAUCAGUACAUUAUACGAGGUUUCAAAGGUCACCUUAAUUCUAGCACUCACUCUCCACACUUCUACAACUCUCCAGACCCCCAACCUAAAACUCUAUACAGUGUAAUUGGGCUACUCUAUAUGGAAGUGUAUUUCACAAUAUUUAUGUAUAUUUAUUUAAAUUUAGUCCUAUAUGAAACUGGUGUUUUUUCUUUUUAUUAUAUCUUGUACUACCUUUAUACAUUUCUAUAUAUACUCUUCUGUCCACUCAUCUUAGGUCAUCUGUAUUGCAUUCAUU
Messenger RNA from Hypomesus transpacificus, 2069 nucleotides. RefSeq names its product galactose-3-O-sulfotransferase 3 (gene gal3st3). Gene Ontology annotation, molecular function: galactosylceramide sulfotransferase activity. Gene Ontology annotation, cellular component: membrane. Gene Ontology annotation, biological process: glycolipid biosynthetic process. NCBI's taxonomy places the organism in Eukaryota, Metazoa, Chordata, Actinopteri, Osmeriformes, Osmeridae. The transcript is spliced from 3 exons. The record is from RefSeq and is a predicted model, not a curated record. Bases 1 to 1350 code for a protein of 449 amino acids.